Messenger RNA from Fragaria vesca subsp. vesca, 1396 nucleotides. Its product is annotated as auxin-responsive protein IAA27-like. The record is from RefSeq and is a predicted model, not a curated record. Gene Ontology annotation, cellular component: nucleus. Bases 165 to 1076 code for a protein of 303 amino acids. Gene Ontology annotation, biological process: regulation of DNA-templated transcription. The transcript is spliced from 5 exons. Gene Ontology annotation, molecular function: protein binding. Lineage: Eukaryota; Viridiplantae; Streptophyta; Magnoliopsida; Rosales; Rosaceae.
UCUCUCUCUCUCAUUCUUCUCCAUCUUCUUCAUCUCCACUCACCAACACCACCACCAUAUCCUCUUUACAUUUAGUUGCAAUCUGAAACAAAGCUUCUGUUUUGUCUCCUUUUAAUUUUUGUUUCAAAUUUGCUUAAUGCUUACUGUGUCUUGAAGAGAUAUCAAUGUCUAUGUCCUUGGAGCAUGAUUACAUAGGCUUAUCAGAGUCCAUGGAAGCCUCUGACAAGGGAGGAGCUGCAGCUUGGAACCUCAAAGCCACUGAGCUCAGGCUGGGCUUGCCUGGCUCUGAGUCCCCUAAGAGAGAUAGUGUGGAGGACAAAACUGGGUUUUCACUUAAACCCUGUGUGUCUGGAGCCAAGAGGGUGUUCUCUGACGCCAUUGAUGGAGCUUCUGGGAAGUGGGUUUUCUCUGGGAGUGGUGGAUCUGAAGCUGAGUUGGGUAAAGGUGGUAGCUUGGUAUCUCCUAGAGGUGUUAAUGGUGGCAAAGGUCUUGCUGGGUCUGAGUGUAAAAGUCAACAAAUCUCUGCUGUGAAAGAUGGGGUUUUACAACAGUCUCCAAACCCGUUGCAUGAGAAGAAGCCUCAGGUUUCUGCUCCUGCUGCAAAGGCUCAGGUUGUUGGAUGGCCACCAAUUCGUUCAUUCCGGAAGAAUUCAAUGGCAUCCAUUCCUUCCAAAAAGGAUGAUGAUGCAGAAGGCAAGAUGGGAGCAGGGUGUCUUUAUAUUAAGGUCAGCAUGGAUGGUGCACCAUACCUGAGGAAAGUUGAUCUCAAAACCUAUGGCAGCUAUGUGGAUCUAUCAUUAGCUUUGGAAAAGAUGUUCAGCUGCUUUACAAUUGGUCAAUGUGGCCCACAUGGAGUUUCAAGUCAAGAUGGAAUGAGCGAGAGUCGAUUAAUGGAUCUUCUCCAUGGUGCUGAAUACGUCCUCACCUAUGAAGACAAGGAUGGUGAUUGGAUGCUAGUUGGUGAUGUCCCCUGGCAAAUGUUCACCGACUCGUGUAGAAGGAUGAGGAUUAUGAAGAGUUCAGAAGCUAUAGGGCUAGCCCCAAGGGCCAUGCAGAAGUGCAAAAAUAGUAAUUAGUAUCAUCAUCACCAUGAAUGGAUACUCUAAGCAAAGUGAUGUUGGAGGUAGCUGUUAUCAGCAACCAAGGUGGCACCUGAGUAGCUCACAAGAUUGGGCUCUGAAUGGCUCAUAAGGUGGAGGUAGCUGUUAUCAGCAUAUCUAUGCUUCUACAUAUUGAAUAUCUAGGGUAACAAACUAAUGGAAAAUCGGUACUGUAAACAUGUCUAGUUUAAUUCAUGCUCUCCCCUUUUAAGUUGUAUUCUUAUAGCUGGCUGCAAAGCUAGUCGACAAUCCUUUUGAACAGUACAAAGGGAAAUGAACAAUGUACUGAAUGUAGU